AUGGCAUCCUCUACACUUCGGACUGCUAUCAAUAGCCGCCAGGUGUACAUCCGGAUGCAACCCGCCCCCCGCACCCUGUCCCAGAGCAGAGCAGUUUUGAAAUCAUUGCAACAGUUUGGGGAAGUCUCCUCAUUUCUAAAUACAAAGUAUUUUAAAAUUCGUACGUCGACGUCCGGAGGCACGGCAUUCGCCAUCUUUGAAUCAUCUCAUUCUGCCUCGAACGCUAUUAAGGCCUCGCCAUUGACGGUCCCUCUCUCCAACCAGAGGCCGAACAACUCUAUCCACGAACAUUCAAGCUCCUCUACGCCCGGCGAACAUCUUCCACCUCACCCAUCUGACACAUCUGGCGAAACCAUCCAAUGCACCAUCACAGAAUCAGAAUAUGAUCACAAAGCGAACAUGAGAAAAAACCCAUAUAAUAUGGGGUUUCAAAUAUCGCGACAUUGGAUGGAAGUGCAGGACUUGAUGCGCGCGCCAGAUAACCAAGUCCCCCUAGCUGAAUAUGCGGAUUGCUUCACGAAACGAAAGUUUUCAAUGCCAUUUCGAAUUCAAGACCGGAACUUUGAAAAGACAGUUAAAGCGGGAGGAACUUCGUUAAUGGGGAUGUGGAGGCAAGGCCUGGAGGAAGAGAAGAAGAAGAAGAAGCAGAUAGACGAUGAUAAACGCCACGAUACCGAACAGCCACAGCAGGAUCCUAGUUCCGGCUGA
This is a messenger RNA of Nannizzia gypsea CBS 118893, 708 nucleotides long. RefSeq lists its product as hypothetical. The coding region runs from base 1 to 708 and encodes 235 amino acids. The record is from RefSeq and is a predicted model, not a curated record. The transcript is spliced from 2 exons. NCBI's taxonomy places the organism in Eukaryota, Fungi, Ascomycota, Eurotiomycetes, Onygenales, Arthrodermataceae.